Molecule: messenger RNA, 603 nt
Organism: Letharia lupina
Lineage: Eukaryota; Fungi; Ascomycota; Lecanoromycetes; Lecanorales; Parmeliaceae
Exons: 2
Coding region: 1-603 (200 amino acids)
Source: RefSeq, a predicted model, not a curated record
AUGGGAUCUGGCACCUUCAUCACAGUCCUAGCCCCCCAAAGCUCCGGCACCCAAACAUUCCUCGCGUCAGGCUCCAGCACUGCGCUGUUAUCCCACGCAACUGCCCCGCCUAAGCUUUCCAAGAUACCACCGCUCCUCCCAAUACGUUGGCAAAAUAUUAUUAGCAUUUUCCCAUUCAUCUUGUACAGACGCGAGACACAUUACUCGUUGCAUCGCAUGUAUUCCCCCCCCUUCGUCGCAACCAACAAACCCGACUGCGAAGCCGCACUCGACGAUUGGGUCCGCGGCCAAUCUCUGAUCCAGCCUCGCACCUUCAGUCGAAAUCCCACCGCGGGCUCCACCCUCGAUGACGUGCUGCUCCCUUUCCAGAAGGCGAGUGGGAGCUGUUUGAUCUAUUUGAAUAUGAUCAAUGAAGACGACGAGGACACGUUGACACUGGCGGAGAUAUAUGCGGAGCUGCUCGGGCCGGACGGCGUGAUGAAGCAGUGUUUGGGGCAGACGAGGUCGCCGGCUAUUGGGGGGAGGAUGUCGUUCGGGACGAAGGGGUUGUUGAAGGCUGUGGUUACUGGGGCGCAGGUUGGGGGUGUGGGUGCUGAGAAUUAG